GGUGCUUAUAAAUUUGAGAAAGAUAUUGUUGAUAAAUUACAAAUAAGUUGGUGUAAAUGUGAUGAACUCGAUACAUUAAUGAAAGGUUUAUGUUAUAUAAGUAAACUUAAUUCAAAAGAAUGUUUUUAUUACGAAGAACCACAAAAUGAUGCUAAUCCAAAUAAACAUCCAUUUGUAUUCGAUAUAAAACAUCCAUUUCUUCUAGUUAAUAUCGGAAGUGGCAUUAGUAUUUUACAUGUUGAAUCAGAAAGUAGUUAUCGACGUAUAACUGGUACAAGUAUAGGUGGUGGUACUUUUUUGGGUUUAUGUUGUUUAUUAACAGGAUGUUCAAGUUAUGAUGAAGCUAUUCAGUUAGCUUCGGAAGGAGAUAGUACUAAAGUUGAUAAAUUAGUUAAAGAUAUAUAUGGUGGUGAUUAUGAAAGAUUUGGUUUACCUGGUCAUAUUGUAGCAAGCAGUUUUGGUCAUAUGAAUUUAUUAGAGAAACGUGAACAAGCAUCAAAAGCUGAUUUAGCUCGAGCUACUUUAGUAACAGUUCUAAAUAAUAUUGGUUCAAUUUCAAUGAUGUGUGCUCAAACUGAGAAUGUUGAUCGAGUGUUAUUCAGCGGUAGCUUUUUACGUAUUAAUGAAGUAUCAAUGAGAAUAUUAGCUUAUGCAAUGGAUUAUUGGUCACGUGGCAAAAUAAAAGCAAUAUUUCUUGAACAUGAAGGUUAUUUCAGUGCUGUUGGUUGUUUGAGACAAUUUAUUAUGGAUACAAAUAAUGAUGACACUGAUCUUACUAAUUCUACUCAAAAAUAA
This is a messenger RNA of Adineta steineri, 795 nucleotides long. The record is from the annotation of a GenBank genome assembly. Lineage: Eukaryota; Metazoa; Rotifera; Eurotatoria; Adinetida; Adinetidae.